CCAGAAACCUCAUCCCCAUCUCCCAGGCUUCCCCAUCUCAAUCACACACCUCCCUCGCGCAACAAGCGGAGGACGCCGGCCUCCAUCCACCAGGGCACCUGCGCCGACCGCCUCUUCCUCACUCCUGCGGUGGCUUGCCUCCCUCUCCACCGGACGCCGCUCGCCUCCCUCUUCCGGCUCCCUCCUGCAUCCCGCGACCACCACCGCCCUUUCCCAACCGGACGCCGCCGCCUUCCUACUCGGAGGCCUGCACACGGCACGAUAGCACCUUGCUGUGAACUGGUAACAGGUUUGAAGGAAAGAAUAAUUGCGGUGCUGUGUUUGACUUCACUGCAAGGAGUAAAAUGAGGCUAAGUAUUGGACAAGUCCAUCGAAAUGUUCUUGCGCUGGCAUCUUCCAGAUCAUGCUUUGUUCUUGGAGACCGUCUUUCAUUCAGGAUGCUGUCACAACAACGGGCAGCUGGAUUCCAUCAGACUGCUUGGCGUGGUAGUCAAAUUGUAGAAGAUAGGGGAGGGCCAUUAACUCUUGCUAGCUUAGAAGUGCAAAACAGGGUUGAAUAUGGGAAGAAGGAAAAAAUGGCACGAACUGGAGGUCCUAAGCCAAGUUCAAGAGGUUCUUCCCUCAAUGUGAAACCUAGAGUUUCUUCUUCCCUCAAUAUGAAACCUAGAGUUUCUUCGCUUAAUGUCAAACCAGCGAAGAGUGCCUUGCCAAAGUCAACUGGGAUAAAGAAGACACUGAAGGUAGAUGAGGCUCUGUUUUCUGCCAAGUCAUUUGAAGAGCUUGGUUUACCACCUUUGCUUGUUGAUCGGUUGAACAAGGAAGGUCUGACUGCGCCAACUGAGGUCCAAUCAGCUGCUAUUCCUAUAAUAGCACAAAAGCACGAUGUGGUGAUCCAAUCAUAUACUGGCUCAGGGAAAACACUUGCUUAUCUUCUCCCAAUUCUUUCCGAAAUAGGCCCACUGAAGAGGCCUAUGGAGCAAGAUAAUUCUGAGAAAAGAUCAGGUAUUGAAGCAGUCAUUAUUGCUCCUUCCAGAGAAUUAGGAAUGCAGAUUGUGAGAGAAGUAGAGAAGAUUUUGGGUCCUAAUGAUAAGAGACUUGUCCAGCAACUUGUUGGUGGUGCUAAUCGUUCUAGACAAGAAGAAGCAUUGAAGAAGAACAAGCCAAUUAUUGUUGUUGGAACACCUGGCCGUAUUUCCGAAAUUUCAGCAGCAGGUAAGCUACACACCCAUGGCUGCCGCUUUCUUGUACUGGAUGAAGUCGACCAGCUUCUGUCUUUUAAUUACCGUGAGGAUAUGCAUAGAAUUUUGGAGCAUGUUGGAAAGAAACCUGGUACCACAUCUAGGGAUAUUCUUGGUCCACUUGCUAGGCGAUCUGAGCGUCAAACUAUCUUGGUUUCUGCAACAAUUCCUUUUUCAGUUAUACGAGCAGCAAGGAGUUGGGGUCACGAUCCAGUUCUCAUUAGAGCUAAGAGUGUACUUCCGCUUGACUCAAUCACUGUUCCAAGACCUGCAUUAUCCCAGACUGAUGCUAACUCGAGCUCACCAUCAAACUCAGUGAACCAAGCUGCUGUUGGCAGCUUGCCACCAUCAUUGGAACACUACUACUGUACAGCCAAGGUUCAACACAAAGUUGACACCUUGCGGAGAUGCAUCCAUGCUCUGGAAGCACAGACAGUGAUUGCAUUUAUGAACAACACCAAGCCACUGAAGGAUGUUGUAUUUAAGUUGGAGGCCCGUGGUAUCAAAGCCACUGAGCUCCAUGGAGAUCUUGGAAAGCUUGCAAGGUCUACAGUCUUGAAAAAAUUCAAGGAUGGUGAAUUCAGAGUUCUUGUUACAAAUGAGCUGUCUGCCAGGGGACUGGAUGUGCCUGAAUGUGACCUUGUGGUCAAUCUGGACCUUCCAACUGACUCUACACAUUAUGCCCACAGAGCUGGAAGAACAGGACGUCUUGGGCGUAAAGGGAUUGUGGUCACAAUAUGCGAAGAAAACGAGGCAUUUGUUGUAAGAAAAAUGCGCAAGCAGUUAGCUGUGGCCAUCAAGCCAUGUGAGUUCACUGAAGGCGAGCUUGUUGUUCACAAGGAGGAAGAUGAGGAAUAAAAUCUUCCUGGUGCAGAUGACUGUUUCUGAUUACUUGUAGUGUUUUGUAAUAUGAUUAUGCAAGUUCUAUUGAUAGUACUUUGAAAAGUCUUUGCAUGCCCUGUUGGAUUUUCAUAUUGCCUGUGUUAAAAUGUUUGAAACCCCAGGCUGCAACCAGGUUAAGUUUUAGCGACCCUUGGAGGGAGCAAUUUGCUGUGGAAUA
Setaria italica (foxtail millet) is the source of this 2298-nucleotide messenger RNA. Its product is annotated as DEAD-box ATP-dependent RNA helicase 47A. Gene Ontology annotation, molecular function: RNA helicase activity; RNA binding; ATP binding. Lineage: Eukaryota; Viridiplantae; Streptophyta; Magnoliopsida; Poales; Poaceae. Bases 345 to 2096 code for a protein of 583 amino acids. The record is from RefSeq and is a predicted model, not a curated record. The transcript is spliced from 2 exons.